Molecule: messenger RNA, 1971 nt
Organism: Vicia villosa (hairy vetch)
Lineage: Eukaryota; Viridiplantae; Streptophyta; Magnoliopsida; Fabales; Fabaceae
Product: DEAD-box ATP-dependent RNA helicase 27-like
Exons: 11
Coding region: 93-1751 (552 amino acids)
Biological process (GO): maturation of LSU-rRNA from tricistronic rRNA transcript (SSU-rRNA, 5.8S rRNA, LSU-rRNA)
Cellular component (GO): nucleolus
Molecular function (GO): ATP binding; nucleic acid binding; RNA helicase activity
Source: RefSeq, a predicted model, not a curated record
CUAGGGUUUAACGCAGCGCGGCUAGAUAGUGUAGUGUUGAACGAAAAGCAGAGUUCCAGAAAUUCUACAGGAAACCAAAAGCAACAGCAGUUAUGGCCGAAGCAGACUUCGACCACCACAACUCACCUGAGCACGAGAACCAAAUCAAUGAGAGUAAUACGAAAAAGAAGCACCGCAAGAGAAAAAGAUCCCGUAAAUCGGAACAGAAAGUUGAAAGAGAACAAGAGAAUAAAGAAACCGCAGAAUCCGAGGAGGAAGAGGAGAAGAAUGAUGAACAACAAGAAGACAACAUCGAAGAAGAAGAGAAUAAAGUGGAGAACACGGAGUCGUCUGGAAUUAUGAGCACCGAGACAUUUUCGUCUCUAGGUUUAUCUCAGCCUACUUCUAUGUCUAUUAAUGAUAUGCGUUUCACCCGUAUGACUCAGAUUCAAGCUAAAGCUAUUCCACCGCUAUUGAUGGGAAAAGAUGUUCUUGGUGCUGCAAGAACAGGUGCUGGAAAAACACUUGCGUUUUUAGUUCCGGCUGCUGAAUUGUUGUACAAUGUUCAGUUCACACCUCGUAAUGGAACUGGUGUUGUUGUUAUUUGUCCAACUAGAGAGCUUGCCAUUCAGACACAUGCUGUGGCAAAGGAACUACUCAAGUAUCAUUCACAAACAAUUGGAUUGGUUAUUGGGGGUUCCGGUAGAAAGGGAGAAGCUGAGCGUAUUGUUAAAGGGGUAAAUUUGUUGGUUGCAACGCCUGGUCGUCUUCUUGACCACCUUCAGAAUACUAAAGGAUUCAUAUAUAAAAACUUGAAGUGUCUCAUUGCUGAUGAAGCAGACAGGAUAUUGGAAGCAAACUUUGAGGAAGAAAUGAAGCAGAUCAUUAAUAUACUUCCAAAGAAAAGACAGACGGCUUUGUUUUCAGCCACACAAACAAAGAAGGUUGAAGAUCUUGCCCGCUUGUCUUUCCAGACACCUCCUGUCUAUGUUGAUGUAGAUGAUGGGAGAAAAAAGGUCACAGUUGAAGGAUUGGAACAGGGCUAUGUUGUUGUUCCCUGUGCCCAGCGUUUUGUUGCUCUAUAUACAUUCUUGAAGAGAUUUCAAUCAAAAAAAGUGAUGGUGUUUUUCUCUUCAUGCAACUCUGUCAAAUUCCAUGCCGAUCUUCUUAAGUUCAUUGGAUUAGACUGUUUAAAUAUUCAUGGAAAACAAAAGCAGCAUGCCCGAACAACUACCUUCUUCAACUUCUGCAAAGCAGAAAAUGGGAUCUUGCUCUGUACUGAUGUUGCUGCUCGUGGACUUGACAUACCUGAUGUGGACUGGAUUGUGCAGUAUGAUCCACCCGAUGAACCAAAGGAAUAUAUCCACAGAGUUGGUAGAACUGCUCGUGGGGAAGGUGGAAAAGGAAAUGCUCUACUUUUCCUGAUUCCCGAAGAAUUGCAAUUUCUUCGCUAUUUGAAGGCAGCGAAGAUUCCUGUGAAAGAGUAUGACUUUAAUGAUAAAAAGCUUGCAAAUGUACAAUCACACCUGGAGAAGAUAGUGGGCAGCGUUUAUCAUUUGAACACUUUAGCUAAAGACGCAUAUAGGUCAUAUAUAUUGGCAUAUAAUGCACAUUCUAUGAAGGAAAUAUUCAAUGUUCACCGCCUUGAUUUACAGGCUGUUGCUACUUCAUUCAGUUUUACAAACCCACCGAAGAUAAUUCUCAACAUAGAUAGCAGUGCUUCAAAGCAUAGGAAGAAAAUUCAAAAAGUGGAAGGAGGAAGAAGACGUUGAUUUGACAACUUAUGAACCAUUAUUUGCAGGAGACGUGCUACUACCAAGAAAGUUGUUAGGAAUCCCAAUUUUACAGUGAGAUAGAUUUUGCAGCUUUGUCAAACAUUAAAUUACCAAAGUGAUUCGAAAUUCGAAACUGGAAUGUGUUAUGUGCAAUUUUGAACUGUAAUAUUAUGUUUACAAUCAUACAUUUCCAAUUUAGUUAAUUUUUUUAUAGUAA